Xylaria bambusicola is the source of this 1416-nucleotide messenger RNA. Its product is annotated as glycoside hydrolase superfamily. The record is from RefSeq and is a predicted model, not a curated record. Gene Ontology annotation, biological process: carbohydrate metabolic process. The coding region runs from base 200 to 1201 and encodes 333 amino acids. NCBI's taxonomy places the organism in Eukaryota, Fungi, Ascomycota, Sordariomycetes, Xylariales, Xylariaceae. The transcript has 2 exons.
AUGGAUUACACCUGUUGUCACGAAUAGUGCUGGCGGGUACCAUGGGUAUUGGGCACAAGAUUUGUACGGUAUCAACUCGAACUAUGGUACUGCAGAUGAUCUGAAGAGCCUCGUGAACACUGCCCACGACAUGGUAAGCUUCUCUCGUGUUUUGGCAAUUUGAGCUGCUUAUACGAACUUAUAAUAGGGCAUAUAUGUCAUGGUUGAUGUGGUUGCAAACCAUAUGGGCAUGGCGAACAUCGCCGACAAUAGGCCAGAGCCCCUUAACCAGCAGAGCUCUUAUCAUGCAGCUUGCGACAUCGAUUAUAAUGACCAGACAAGCGUAGAGAACUGUCAGAUCGCGGGUCUCCCGGAUGUAAACACCGAAAGUCCUGAGAUCCAAACCCUUUACCAAGACUGGAUCAAGUACCUGGUGGACGAAUACUCGUUCGACGGCGUUCGCAUCGACACAGUCAAGCACGUCAACAAGGACUUCUGGCCUGGCUUCUCGUCCGCCGCCGGAGUGUACACGAUCGGCGAAGUAUUUGACGGCGGUAUCGAUUAUCUCGCGGGAUACGCCGACCUUAUGUCCGGCUUAUUGAACUAUGCCAUUUACUAUCCCAUGAAUAGGUUCUACCAACAAGCUGGUAGCAGCCAAGAUAUCGUCGACACGCACGACCAGAUCAGCUCAGCUUUCCCCGACCCUUCGGCACUAGGCACCUUCCUAGACAACCACGACAAUGCCCGGUGGUUGAGCGAGAAGAACGACCUCAGUCUCCUCAAGAACGCUCUAGCAUACGUUAUCCUUUCCCGAGGUAUCCCUAUCGUGUACUACGGUACUGAGCAGGCAUAUGCUGGCGGCGCGGACCCAGCCAACCGCGAGGACCUCUGGCGAACCGGCUUCAAUACCGAGUCCGACAUGUACCAGGCCAUUUCGAAACUAUCGGCUGCUAGAAAAUCUGCAGGCGGACUCGCUGCUGAUGACCAAGCCCACUUGUAUGUCGCGGAAAACGCAUAUGCUUGGAGCAGAGCCGAUGGCGACCUCAUCGUUCUGACGACGAACUCUGGAUCCGGAUCCAGUGGGGAACACUGUUUCAACAGCCAGGUGCCCAACGGGCAAUGGAACGACUCCUUCGGUUCCGGCUCCUACACCGCUGAUGGUAGCGGCAACGUCUGUGUCACCGUUACUAAUGGUGAGCCUGUUGUGUUGCUCGCUGCUUAGACCAUGCGUGUGUAGUACGGCCCCUUCGUUCAUUGGGACUGAGGGGCACGGAAGUGCCAAUUCUACUCGGCGUGGGGAAAAUGGUUUAUUGUAGUAGCACUACAGUACUACAUUACUAUCAAAAUGUACUAAAAAUAGAGUUUCCAUGUUAGAAUGAGGAUUGUUAGCACUUAACUCUGGAAAAUAGCUCUCAAGCCUGGAAAUUUAUAUUUAAU